CGAGCGCGAAAUAGGUCAUUGACCUUUCGCCCGUUCUUGGGCGUAAUUAAUCUUGCUGAUUAUUUAUUAGUUCGUCUACAUUUAAUACAAAAUAGAUUAUUAGUUGUUGGUUCGACCGCAUGCUUUAUGGUUGAACACUGCUUGUGGUUCCUUAUUACCCGCAUAAUUCCGCUUUGUGGCGUGGGACGUGUCAUUAAAUGAUGAACAGUUCAUUCGCUCAUGCUUCACUCAGUGUACGGAAAGUUUGUUCAUUGCUAGAUUUUUGUCUUGUGUGACAUUUGCUACUUAAUAUGGGUUUUUUAAAUUGUCGUCAUAGUCAUAAAAUCCAAUUUUAUAAACAAAAUUUUAUAAAUCAUAAAACCCUUGGCUAUUUUACUCAAGAAAUUGCGAUUUUAAAACAUCUCUGUUUGGCACCAGGUACAAACUAUUAAAUAAAAUCAGACGAUAUAAAUUGAAUGAUUUGAAGACAAAGGUCGUUGACCUUUGUUGAGCGAAAGAACGUGUAACCGUCGGGUCCUGCAUCGUGCGGUUGUGACAGAUGCGCUGUCCAUUCGAAUUAGGGCAGAUGAGAUGAAAAUUGUGCCGGGUCAGGCCCUUGAAGAGGUCGCGGUCAUGGGCAUACACAGCCCACAUUAAAAUCAUAUGCUGCAUGCUCAUAAAAUAAGCAGUUCACCUGAGUACUGCGGGGUCAUCAUCCAGAUAGAGCCUGACGACGGAUUGUACACCUGGCAGCAAAGUUUUAUCAUUUUUCGUGGGAGAGAGAGAACAUAUUCACUCCUUGGGUCAGAGCAUUUGAAGGACGUCGACCUAAAAAGUUGGUGAAGAUGACCCCUUUCAGCGAUGGCUGUCAGUACCAAGCUGCUUGUCAAUGGCGGUGAAGACCAGCUGUAACUCGUUGGCCUGAAUCCCAACAGCCAUUUUUUGCCUGAAUAACGGACAGCGCUUGUGCGACCUUCAACUUGUAGAAAAUGUUACCUGGGGAGAAAUCAGAAUGAAGGUAGUAUUCGGUUGCAUGCACGUCGACACCGAACCGGAGCUUCAAUAGACACGGCUGCGCGACGUCAACAGGUCAAGGGUCGCUGAAUUUCUCAGUGAUCUGUGUCGAGUUACUCAGGCUAAACUGUGCCGUGUGUGACAGUUAUUUACAGGGCAGACUGCUUGGCCGUGAUACAGUAUUAGCUUCUGGCUUGGCGCAAAACACCGAGAAACAGGCAAGCCGUAGGGAGGAAUCCGCCGAAGCCAGUUACGUGCCUCUGCUGCGCUGUCCGCUCAACGUCUAUUUUUUUCUGUCCGGUUCCCAUGGCCAGAUCUUGAGAACAGCCCUACCAUGGUGCACCAGCCGAGCCCCAGUGAUGAGGUGGUCAAGGUGGUUGUUGUGGGCGACCCGGGGGUUGGUAAGACCUGUCUGAUCUGCUCGUGGGCCUGCGAUGCCCACUAUGAACUGCGGAACCUGGUCAAGACUCACGUGGCCACAGUGUGGGCAAUCGAUCAUUAUCAGCGUGACAUAGACGUGAUGGAGAAGUCUUGGUGCGAGGUAGAUGGCAUCCAGGUCUCCCUUCGCCUGUGGGACACAUUUGGUUACCAUGACAAGGACCGUGCUUUCGCCUAUAAAGGCGCCGAUGUUGUACUGCUGUGCUUUAGUACAGUGUGCCCAGGUUCCCUACGUAAUGUCAAGGCCGUCUGGUUCCCAGAAAUCCAACGCUCCUGUCCCAGCACUCCAAUCAUCCUCGUAGGAACUCAAGCAGAUCUUCGCUACCUGUACAACGACCUGGCUUACCUCAGUCUGCAAAAGGGUAUGAUGUACAGGCGCAUCUUUGACAAAGACAUCGUGACACCAGCCAUGGGUCGUGAGACUGCCCGAGACAUCAACUCGCCCUUCUACGAGACCAGUGUCUUGACCAAGUUCGGCGUGGACGACGUCUUCAUCAACUGCGCACGCGCGGCGCUGGUCGAGCGCCGGAAGCUGAGGUUCUGGAGCACGCAGCUGCGUAGAGUGCAGCGCCCUCUCCCUCCAAAACCGAUGCCGUUGCCCCUGCCAACCAUGCCGCAGAUCGUCGUGCCCAACCACCAGGCAACCUGUAACCUUGAGCCUCUGUUGUACGAACAGUAUGAGUGCGAUGUGGCGCUUCGUGCCCAAGAGACCUGUUUCGAAGCACAUCGAGUCGUUUUAGCCGUCUCCAGCAAGAUAUUCAAGGAGCUUUUUUCCUGCAGAGACCUUUUAAACCUGACUGCUCGAUAUCGCUCCUCAAGCCAGUUGGAUGGUCUGCAAGAAAUAGCUUUAACGAACAUUGCUGCGACGAGUAGCAGUGAUAGUCUUCCAAAAAGUCGAGGAGAUUUUUCAAUUAGUCCUGAAGCACCUGUAAGUCCUAGGGCGUUGUCUUCGUCCGAUGGAGAAUCACCCUCCCCCACGCCGGUUGAAAACACCAACACCAGGCAAUAUCCAUUACUAGUGUCGUACAGCCACCCGGCUUUUGCGUCGGUAGAGGUGAAGUUUCACAGCGACCCCUUCAACCCUGCUCAGUCGAGCCUGAUGACCUUCGUCACACUUCACCCCGACAUCACUUCUCGCGCUUUCCACUGGGUCUUGGAGUUUCUUUACACUGGUCACAUCUGUGAGGUCACAGACCAGGGGUCAGUCUGCGAGUUGCAGCGAGCUGCAGAGCUUCUGGGCCUUAGUAGUUUGCUGAAGGGACUGGACAACCGCAAGCUGCCCGAUGGAGAGUUUCUCAACGCCCAGCUGCAGAAACAGAUUCAGAAAGCCAAAUAUCACAGACUUCGGAACCUCUCUCUGAAUACUGAUGGCUUCCUGACAGAUGUGAUUUUCCAAGUUGAUGAUGGGCAGGUUUCUGCACACAGAGUGCUGCUGAUGGCGGGCUGUGAAAUGAUGCAUGCCAUGUUUUCAAACCAUUUUCUGGAAUAUUCUGUUGAUGUGAUUCCAUUCUAUGGCAUUAAUUGCAACACUUUUCGAACUCUCAUGGAAUACAUCUACACAGGAGAGACUACCAGCAUUGGGUCAGCAGAUGGCUUGUCCCUGAUUGUGAUAGCUAAUCAGCUGUGUCUACCUCAUCUUGUCUGUAAAACAGAGGCUUUUGUUGCCUCAGAACUCCAGCGCAUGGCUGAUCCCAUAGAGGAAACAAUAAUGUUAAUAGAACAUCAAAGUUACAUAAUGCGAGACAGCUUGCUCAGUGGUGUGAAAAGUUUCUUAGUGUUCGCUAUCAAGAAGUUGUCCAGCAGCAUUACAAACUCUUUCGAAAUCUUCCCAAAGACAUUCAGGAGAACAUUGAAAGGCAGCGAUGGCCUCCUGUGUGGUACCUGCAAGAGAUGGAGUAUUAUGAUCAGCAGACAGGUGAUUACCUUAGGAAUCAGAAACAGAAAGAACGCGAGGACAACAGCCGUGGUUGCUUUUGCUUCAGUCGACGUCCUCACCAUCAGCUGGAUCACCCUGCAUGAGAACAAAGGCUACUUUUCAUACAAGCUUCCAUUCAAAUAUUAUAUGUCAUUCAUGAAUAUUCAUGCAAUAAUUAAGGCAAUAACAGACAUGAAUGAAAUGUGUAUGUGCAUACACGCACAUACAUCACCACUUCUGUUUUUCAUCAUUGUAAUCUUUUAUAUAAUCACAUAAUAAUUUUCUUGUAUGUUUUUGUGUUAACCUUCUUGUGACUGAAUUACUUUUAGAAUCACUUUUGAAUGUUCUCCUUAAGUCUUAUUGUGCAUCAGUCACCUGUUCUGCUAGUCACUAGUUUCCUUCUGUUAAUGCUCUCAAAGCUGUACCUUGCUGAUUAGCCUAGCUAAAACUUGCAGUACUUUACAGGUCAGCAUAGGAUGGUAAACCUUUGUUGGGGAGUGAAUUUAGAUUUUGGUGUGUUUGCUUGUUCCAUAUCUGGACAUUUUUCGUGAAAAUCAUAAAGAUAAGUGUCUUUUCAAAUAUAUUUUUAACCCUCACACUUUGUCUGCCCCAAUUUGUGCCAUGUUUCCAAAGUGGUGGUGGGAAAGAUUGCCUUCAGACUUCUUGAUGGUCACUUUGUUGCCCAUGGUUACCUACCCUUGCAUUUAUUUUGCAUUUAUAUUGUCUCAGUUGAGAUAUAAAAUGCAUUUUUGAAGAUCUACCUGAGUUAAUAAUAUUUAUGUCAGUGUUCUUAAUUUUUGUGAAAUAAAAUCCUUUAGAUAUAUCUGUUAUGAAUGUCUGU
This is a messenger RNA of Pomacea canaliculata, 4187 nucleotides long. Its product is annotated as rho-related BTB domain-containing protein 2-like. The transcript has 10 exons. NCBI's taxonomy places the organism in Eukaryota, Metazoa, Mollusca, Gastropoda, Architaenioglossa, Ampullariidae. The coding region runs from base 1328 to 3622 and encodes 764 amino acids. Gene Ontology annotation, molecular function: GTP binding; protein binding; GTPase activity. The record is from RefSeq and is a predicted model, not a curated record. Gene Ontology annotation, biological process: small GTPase-mediated signal transduction.